AUGUUUACAGAUGCUCUAUUGAUCUCAUUGCUUGUUUUAGCAACAGUGCAAAUCAAUCGGCAUGUAGCAUUAAUAGUGCUCGUUUUUGAAACUAUUGGUAAUAGUCUCAAUAUUUGGGUAUUGAGUGAACGAUGUUUGAGUGAAAAUCCAUGCUCGAUUUAUCUCUGGUGGUCUUCUCUUUCAAGUGUCUGUUUUAUUCGGUCAGGAGUAAUUACUCGAGUACUUCAAGGUUACAGUAUCAACUGGGCUAAUCAAAAUCAAUUUCUCUGUAAGAUUCGACUCUCUAUUUCAUCAAUAUGUUUUGCAGUAGCCGCAUGUGCUCUUGUCGCUGCUAGCAGUGGCCGAUAUCUACAUAGCAGCCGUCUAGUUAAAUAUCGAAGUUUUAGCACGGUUCAAACAGCAAGACGACUGCUGAUGAUUAUUUCUACUGUAUGCAUUCUAGCAUACACAGAUGUUUUAUAUUGCUAUCAAGCAAGUGUUCCUAAUGUUCCUGUUGCUUGUUAUCCUCAAAGUUUUUCAUGUCGAUUGUACAAUGAUUGGAUGCUCAUUAUGGUCAAUACAAUUAUUCCAAGUUUUAGUAUGGUUAAUUUUGGUUCAUUAACCAUUCGUAAUAUUCGACCAGGAGUUAUUUAUCCAAUAAAACGUUGCGAUCUUCCAAAUGAUAUUGUAAAUCAUAAUUUACGAUUGCGGCGAAAUGAUGGUAAUAUCAGCUGA
Messenger RNA from Rotaria socialis, 714 nucleotides. Lineage: Eukaryota; Metazoa; Rotifera; Eurotatoria; Philodinida; Philodinidae. The record is from the annotation of a GenBank genome assembly.